AUGAGAACCAACACGACUUCUGGUUUUUUCUCGCUCUACUUGUCGAUCAUUCUACUUGUGAUCUCAGCUUCCAUCAGCGAUAAGGCGUAUGCUAAACGUGGUUGCGCGGCGUUCGGGCACACCUGUUAUGGUGGUUAUGGUAAAAGAUUUGAUUCGACUGUAGAACGCAACAGUUUACAAGAAAGCAUCAGCCAGAAUAUUCAAGAAUCUAAAGUACCAUUGCCGAAUGACGAAUUAUUGUACAUUCUUCCGAACGACGAAUUUCGGGAACGAUCUGGUCAACCUUUUAUGAGGACUCACAGAGACACUCAACGAGUCAACGUUCAUCCUCUGUCGAUUUUAGUGGAUCAAUGGAUAGCGUUGCAUCGUCGCCCACAUCGUACAGAUAUGGACAUCACCAAUAAGUAAAAGGAAAUGAAUUACCGUAUGCCAAAACCUAAGCAGUUUCAUAAAUGUUCACCCAUAUCCGAAAGAAAAUAUUAAUCUUAUUAUGAUUUUAA
Cyphomyrmex costatus is the source of this 500-nucleotide messenger RNA. Its product is annotated as neuropeptide CCHamide-2. The record is from RefSeq and is a predicted model, not a curated record. Bases 1 to 408 code for a protein of 135 amino acids. The transcript is spliced from 3 exons. NCBI's taxonomy places the organism in Eukaryota, Metazoa, Arthropoda, Insecta, Hymenoptera, Formicidae.